Helobdella robusta is the source of this 1605-nucleotide messenger RNA. RefSeq lists its product as hypothetical. Bases 1 to 1605 code for a protein of 534 amino acids. The transcript is spliced from 12 exons. The record is from RefSeq and is a predicted model, not a curated record. Gene Ontology annotation, molecular function: protein binding. NCBI's taxonomy places the organism in Eukaryota, Metazoa, Annelida, Clitellata, Rhynchobdellida, Glossiphoniidae.
AUGUCAGAUAGGAGGAAGAUAUACAAGAUUUCUACACAUCAUCAACGGUCUGCAGAAGGUCCGAAGCACGGCGGAAAUAUUGAAGAGAAGUUGUACCCCGUGAAAAAACAACGAGCCGCGCAGAAAUCAACAGCCUUAAAUAUUUUCAUACCUUCCUCCUUGCUCUCAUCGCCAUCAUCUUCGCCACUCUUGGCCCAAAAAAUGCCAUCAUCAUCAUCGUGCAAAAUCUUUUGCAACGAGCCACUAAGCAAAAGUAAAAAAUCGUUGGCAAUAAAAGUGAAGAGCAUCAAGCGGGAAACUCCUGUUAGCGACGUGGAGAGCAGAUACGAGACCAUCUCAAACCUGUCCACUUACAACGAUGAAGACACUGACUCUUGUCUUUCCGAGGAUUGGUGGACUCCGAUACUCAAUGAAAAGUAUUCAGCUGCUGCUGACGGCCAGAAACAGCAGAACAACACCCCUAACCCGUUCAAAACAAAAUACGACAUGCCCGUGCGUCCCCACACUUCGAUGGAAUUUACUAACACCAGCAAGAUGGAGAUGGACCGCGUGCCGUAUAGAGCCGCUCAAGAUUCUCAGCAACUUGUCAAAAAACUUUCCAAAUAUUCACCGGCGGCAAAUUAUUUUGUGCAUCCAUUCAUUGAAAUUUCAUCGUCUGUCAAAAAACCUGAAAAAUGCAAGACUGUGAAGGAAAAUAUUCAAAAAAGCAGCUAUUCAUCAAGUCGUCCUUCCCUACAUCAUCAGCAGAAAGUGUCUGACAGGUUGAGGCAGGUUCCAACAAAUCAGGUAGAAAAAAAGAGUGAGAACCUAGCAGUACCUGUUAAAGAAAAGCACAGUGAGUUGGCCUUGAAAAAAGGUGAAAUAGUUACUCUGAUAAAAGAAAUAAAUAGAAAUUGGUUCGAAGGUGAAAUAAAUGGUCAAGCUGGAAUCUUCCCAUCAAAUUACGUUGAUGUUAUUUUCUCUUUGGACGAAGCCAAGCGAAUGGCAAAUGAGAGGGAAGGAAUGGCCGUUGCAACCUACGAUUUCAUUGGCAGGCUUCCAAUCGAACUCUCACUGCGCAAGAACGACGAGGUGACACUGAUAAGGAAAGUUGAUGAGAAUUGGUUUGAAGGCCGUUUAAGAGGCAGGCAAGGACUGUUUCCAGCAUCAUACGUUCAAGUCGUCAAGGACUUGUCCACCUCUUCUACUGCAACGAAUGAUCACAAACAAUCCGAGGAGGACAUGAGGAAAUUCAGGCCGGUGUGCUACAAGGGAACAAUUUAUACAUCGUGUAACAAUCGAUCGUCACCUUCCAUUCUUCAUAAGAAUUCAACGGAAAAUAUUUUCCACGAUGAAAAAAGUUUUUCACAAUAUGAUGGCAGCUUGUUUAACCCACCUUCAAAAUCAAACAUCGUUCGUUAUGUGGAUGAAAUCAAAAACUGUUUCACCGAAAAGUGCGUGGCCUUGUACGAUUACAAGCCACAGAACGAGGAUGAGCUAUCGCUGAGAACCGGCGACAUCAUAAGAAUCGUCGAAAAGUGUGACGACGGUUGGUACGUGGGCGUCUGUGAGGCCAGCAACUUGUACGGCACCUUUCCUGGAAAUUACGUCAAGAUUAUCGAAUGA